This is a messenger RNA of Ostreococcus tauri, 951 nucleotides long. RefSeq names its product Amidohydrolase 2. Gene Ontology annotation, molecular function: hydrolase activity. NCBI's taxonomy places the organism in Eukaryota, Viridiplantae, Chlorophyta, Mamiellophyceae, Mamiellales, Bathycoccaceae. Gene Ontology annotation, biological process: transmembrane transport. Bases 1 to 951 code for a protein of 316 amino acids. The transcript has 2 exons. The record is from RefSeq and is a predicted model, not a curated record.
AUGGGCGUCAACGUCAAGGGCUUCAUGCUGCAACCGGUGGGGCCGGAGGCGCUCGGCUGGUUCAAGGAGCCGAUCGCCAGCAUGGACGAUUUCCGCAAGUACCGAUUCCGCACGCCGCCGGGCAUCCCCGGCCAGACCUACAAGGAUAUCGGCGUCGCCUCGGUCGCCAUGGGCGGCGGUGACAUCCUGCCGGCGCUCGAGAAAGGCACCAUCGACGCCGCCGAAUGGUGCUGCCCCAAGCCUGACAGCGUCUUCGGCUUCCAGAAGGUGCUGAAGCAUUACUACCUGCAAGGUCUGCACCAAGUGGUGGUGAACGCCGAUCUCUACAUCAACGGCGAUGUCUAUGACGGGCUGACCGACCUCGAGAAAAAGGCGCUGGAAGUGGCCGCCAAUGCCUCGCUGUCGAAAGCCAUGUCGUAUCGCAUCUACGAAAACGGCAAGGCGCUGAAGGAUCUGACCGAGAACCACGGCGUCAUCCUGCACGACAUCCAAAACAGCGGUGCGUCUGGAUUCGCCCGCAAAGUCUUCACGUAUGGCGCCCACUCAUUUCCGGCGAUUUCGGGCGCUGUGCGAGGCGGAGCCGACGGUGCCAGUUUUGAUCGAUCACUUUGGCUUCACGAAGGGCAUCGAGGACGAGGGGUUCGAGGAUCUGUUAGCCCUAGGGCGAGACUUGAGCAGAUACAUGUCAAGUGCUCGGCGCACUUUCGAGUGCGAGUGGCGACAGAGGACGGAUCGGAUUCCACCGAGCGACAGUUGAGGCGAUUGAUUGAGACGUUUGGGCGAGAGCGCAUCGUGUGGGGAUCGGAUUAUCCGUUCGUGACCAUGGAGGACGGCGGGUACGCUGGCGCUGUCGGAUUAUUGGAGUCUCAGCUCGCCGCCGAUCCUGAGUUGAUCGAUAUGAUCCGCGGAGAGAAUUUCAUGCGUCUGUUUCCAGGUGCGGUUGAGGCGUAG